AUGGGCCUCUUCAACAAGAAGUCAGAUCCGGCAGCGGAUGCUGUCCACGAGAAGGGCUCGCCUGCCGAGACCACUCCCACCGAUUCCCCUCGCAAUGGCUCCAAGACUGAGCUGCCCACCGCCGGCAACUUUCAGACGAGGCCUGCCAUCGCCGCAAGAAAGGCCCCUGCCAUCGCUUGGAUCGUGGGUGCCAUUGCCUCGAUGGGUGGUUUCAUGUUCGGCUACGAAUCUGGUCAAAUCUCUGGUAUCAUGGCCAUGACCGAUUUCAAGGACCGCUUCGCCGACCACGGAAAGUUCAGCCCUGCUCGCUCCGGUACCAUUGUCGGUCUCCUCUGCAUUGGUACCCUGCUUGGCUGCCUGUGCUCUGCCCCUCUUGCCGACAAGAUGGGCCGCAAGUUCUCCAUCUCGUUCUGGGCUUUCUUCUACAUCGUCGGUGUCAUCAUCGAAAUCACCUCCAAGGACGUCUGGGCCCAGUUCGCCGUCGGCAGAUUGGUCGCCGGUCUCGGUAUUGGUUCGCUCUCCACCUGCGUUCCCAUGUACCAGUCCGAGUCCGUCCCCAAGAGCAUCCGUGCUGCCGUCGUCGCCUCCUACCAGCUGUUCAUCACCCUUGGUAUCUGGACCGCCUACAUGGUUACCUACGGUACCGAGGACGCAUACAGCAACAGUGCUCAAUGGCGCAUUCCCAACGGUCUCUCCGCCCUCUGGGCCAUCCUUCUGGGCUCCUCGAUCCUGUUCAUGCCCGAGUCCCCUCGCUGGCUCUACCGCAUGGGUCGCGUGGAUGAGGCCCGCAACAUCAUGGCUCGCCUGAACAACUGCGCCCCCGACGACGAUGAGAUCAACAAGGACAUCCAGGACAUCGAGGAGAAGCAGCAGGCUGAGAAGGCUGGCGGCGACCACCACUGGUACGAGGUCUUCACUGGCCCCCGCAUGCUCUACCGCACCAUUCUCGGCAUGGUCCUCCAGGCUGGCCAGCAACUCACGGGCGCCAACUACUUCUUCUACUACGGUACCACCAUCUUCGAGGCCACUGGUCUGUCCAACUCUUACGUCACGUCGAUCAUUCUGGGCUCGGUCAACGUUGGCGCUACCUUCAUCGCGCUGUGGGUUGUCGAGCACUGCGGUCGCCGUAAGUGUCUGAUGGUCGGCGCUGCCUGGAUGUUCAUGUGUCUCUUCAUCUACGCCUUCAUUGGUCACUACAUGCUGCCCAACGCCGACGGCACCAACGACUCGCAAGCCGGCCAGAUCAUGAUUGUCUUCACCUGCUUGUUCAUCGUCGCCUUCGCCAUCACCUGGGGUCCUCUGGUCUGGGCCGUCGUUGGUGAGCUGUACCCCGCCCGCUACCGUGCCACGGCCAUCGCCCUUGCUACCGCCUCCAACUGGCUGUUCAACUUCCUGAUCUCGUUCUUCUCGACCUUCAUCACCAACGACAUUAACUACUUCUACGGUCUCGUCUUUGGUUGCUCUUGCUUCGCCCUCUUCUGGAUCGUCUACUUCUUCAUGAUCGAGACCAAGGGCCGCUCGCUCGAGGAGAUCGACACCAUGUACGUGCUGCACGUCAACCCCAUCACUUCGGCCAGCUGGGACGGCAGCAGCCUCAACGCCGAUGGUGCUCCCAACACCGACUCUCUCCACCUCGGCCCCGGCGGCAGGACCAUCGUCAAGGACCAGGAGUCCGGUCUCGGCGGUGUCCGUGGCCAGAGCAUUCACCACGAGAAUGGUGAGGCUCAGGCAUGA
Molecule: messenger RNA, 1734 nt
Organism: Lasiodiplodia theobromae
Lineage: Eukaryota; Fungi; Ascomycota; Dothideomycetes; Botryosphaeriales; Botryosphaeriaceae
Product: Hexose transporter hxt13
Exons: 2
Coding region: 1-1734 (577 amino acids)
Biological process (GO): carbohydrate transport; transmembrane transport
Cellular component (GO): plasma membrane
Molecular function (GO): carbohydrate:proton symporter activity
Source: RefSeq, a predicted model, not a curated record